Messenger RNA from Arachis duranensis, 1746 nucleotides. RefSeq lists its product as uncharacterized. Bases 1 to 1746 code for a protein of 581 amino acids. Lineage: Eukaryota; Viridiplantae; Streptophyta; Magnoliopsida; Fabales; Fabaceae. The record is from RefSeq and is a predicted model, not a curated record. The transcript is spliced from 2 exons.
AUGCUGGGCGCGUUGCAGCGUUGGCCGGGCGGCAUUGCAACGGAUACCGGACGCUUUGCAACGUUGGCUGGGGUCGUUGCAACGGAUGCUGGGCGCAGUGCAACGUUGGCCGUGGCCGUUGCAGCGGAGGCAGGGCACGGUGCAACGUUGGCUGGGGUCGUUGCAACGGAGGCAGGGAGGCUUGCAACGUUGGCCGUGACCGUUGCAACUGAAGCAGGGCGGCUUGCAACGGACGCUGGGCGCGUUGCAACGCAUGCUGGGCGCGAUGCAUCGUUGGCUGGGAGCGUUGCAACGGAGGCUGGGUUUGGUGGGCGCGGUGCAACGGACGCUGGGCGCGUUGCAACGCAUGCUGGGCGCGGUGCAUCGUUGGCUGGGAGCGUUGCAUCGGAGGCACCCGCCGUUGCAACGGAUGCUGGGCGCGGUGCAACGGACGCUGGGCGCGUUGCAACGCAUGCUGGGCGCGGUGCAUCGUUGGCUGGGAGCGUUGCAUCGGAGGCACCCGCCGUUGCAACGGAUGCUGGGCGCGGUGCAACGGACGCUGGGCGCGUUGCAACGCAUGCUGGGCGCGGUGCAUCGUUGGCUGGGAGCGUUGCAUCGGAGGCACCCGCCGUUGCAACGGAUGCUGGGCGCGGUGCAACGGACGCUGGGCGCGUUGCAACGCAUGCUGGGCGCGGUGCAUCGUUGGCUGGGAGCGUUGCAUCGGAGGCACCCGCCGUUGCAACGGAUGCUGGGCGCGGUGCAACGGACGCUGGGCGCGUUGCAACGCAUGCUGGGCGCGGUGCAUCGUUGGCUGGGAGCGUUGCAUCGGAGGCACCCGCCGUUGCAACGGAUGCUGGGCGCGGUGCAACGGACGCUGGGCGCGUUGCAACGCAUGCUGGGCGCGGUGCAUCGUUGGCUGGGAGCGUUGCAUCGGAGGCACCCGCCGUUGCAACGGAUGCUGGGCGCGGUGCAACGGACGCUGGGCGCGUUGCAACGCAUGCUGGGCGCGGUGCAUCGUUGGCUGGGAGCGUUGCAUCGGAGGCACCCGCCGUUGCAACGGAUGCUGGGCGCGGUGCAACGGACGCUGGGCGCGUUGCAACGCAUGCUGGGCGCGGUGCAUCGUUGGCUGGGAGCGUUGCAUCGGAGGCACCCGCCGUUGCAACGGAUGCUGGGCGCGGUGCAACGGACGCUGGGCGCGUUGCAACGCAUGCUGGGCGCGGUGCAUCGUUGGCUGGGAGCGUUGCAUCGGAGGCACCCGCCGUUGCAACGGAUGCUGGGCGCGGUGCAACGGACGCUGGGCGCGUUGCAACGCAUGCUGGGCGCGGUGCAUCGUUGGCUGGGAGCGUUGCAUCGGAGGCACCCGCCGUUGCAACGGAUGCUGGGCGCGGUGCAACGGACGCUGGGCGCGUUGCAACGCAUGCUGGGCGCGGUGCAUCGUUGGCUGGGAGCGUUGCAUCGGAGGCACCCGCCGUUGCAACGGAUGCUGGGCGCGGUGCAACGGACGCUGGGAUCGUUGCAACGGAGGCUGGGUUUGGUGCAUCGUUGGCAGGGAGCGUUGCAUCGGAGGCACCCGCCGUUGCAACGGAUGCUGGGCGCGGUGCAACGGACGCUGGGAUCGUUGCAACGGAGGCUGGGUUUGGUGCAUCGUUGGCUGGGAGCGUUGCAUCGGAGGCACCCGCCGUUGCAACGGAGGCACCGACCGUUGCAACGGAGGGGGCAAAUUUUCAUAUCUCACAAUUGGCUCGUGCAAUUUUCCUAAAAUUUUGA